Messenger RNA from Tachysurus fulvidraco (yellow catfish), 1352 nucleotides. RefSeq names its product iron-sulfur cluster assembly 1 (gene isca1). Bases 75 to 464 code for a protein of 129 amino acids. Gene Ontology annotation, biological process: iron-sulfur cluster assembly. Gene Ontology annotation, cellular component: mitochondrion; cytoplasm. The transcript is spliced from 4 exons. Gene Ontology annotation, molecular function: 2 iron, 2 sulfur cluster binding. The record is from RefSeq and is a predicted model, not a curated record. NCBI's taxonomy places the organism in Eukaryota, Metazoa, Chordata, Actinopteri, Siluriformes, Bagridae.
GAAUUGCUCUCAGUGGGUGGUUCAUCUUCCACUGGUGUUUACAUCUAGGCACAGAGAACUUUGUGAUUGUCAACAUGUCUGCCUCCAUAGUGAGAGCUACUGUAAAGGCAGUUAGCAGGCGAAAGAUUUUAUCACCAAGAGCUGCUUUGACCCUGACGCCUUCAGCUGUAAACAAAAUCAAGCUCCUGUUAGACAAUAAACCAGAAUAUAUUGGGCUGAAAGUUGGUGUCCGGACCAGAGGAUGCAACGGCCUUACGUACACACUCGACUACACCAAGGAGAAGGACAAAUCAGAUGAGGAAGUGUUACAGGAUGGUGUGAGAAUUUACAUUGAGAAGAAGGCCCAGCUGACUUUGUUGGGCACUGAGAUGGAUUUUGUUGAGACUAAACUCUCCAGCGAGUUUGUGUUUAACAACCCCAACAUCAAGGGAACAUGUGGCUGUGGGGAGAGCUUCAAUAUUUAAACAAGUUCCAGUCAUGUAUACUUUCCAGUGUACAUCACACUCCCAUUCCCCAGUCAGAGACAAAGAACCACUAUGUGGAUAAAGACUCUGACACGAGAGCGAAGUGGAUGCCUUGGAGAUCAGCUCCUUGUGCUGCACCUAAAUGAACAUGAUCAUCACCACUGUUUAGUGACAAAAAUUUAAGUUAGUUUGUGGUCUCUUAUAUUUAGAAUAUAAUGUAAAAGAUAAAUGAUGUACAAUAUGGGUCAGUAUUUAUUUUACAGAAAAUUAAGAAAUGCAUCCCCUCAUACACUUUGUCAUUUUUCUUGAUGCUGAUUUGCCUGUUUAUAUGCCAGUACGUUCAUAUGUACUCAUAUUUUUGUGCGUGAGAGAGUGCUUGAGUGUUUGCAUGCAUGUGAAAGUGUAUGUGCAUGAGAGUAUGUGAAUGUGCGUGCAAGAGAGAGUGUGUGUGAGUUGUUGAGAAAGAGAUGGAAGGCUUCCACUAAACAUAUGCUAUGCAUAAUUCACCCAGUGUGUGUGUGUGUGUAUAUGUAUAUGUAUGUAUGUGUGUGUGUGUGUGUAUAUAUACACAUACACUGAGUGAAUUAUGAAACAAAAACAAAUCUAUGUAAUCAUAAACAAUUUAUAUAUAAUGAACAAAAAUACCAAGCUCUUUAACAUUGCUUAGAGAUGCAGCAUAGCAUGUGAAAUCUCUCUGCACCGAGAGGCAAUGGUGUACAUUUAUGAGAACCAGACAUGUGAGAAAUCAGUCAUUAUGAAGUGUAAGACUCAGAUUUUAGAAAAGUGUCCUUGAUGCUCAUCAGUCUAUAAAGUCUGUGUGAGAGAGAAAAAAGUACACACAAAAAAACCCUGUCUUUUAACGCACAAUAAAGCUGAUAUACAUACAAA